UGCUUCUUCUCGCUCUGAAUCUUUUUGGAACGUCAUGAAGUUUUUAGUGCUGUUUGCCCUCGUCGCCGGAGCCAUAGCCUCCGCUGAGGAUUGUCCGGUCAAUUCCCAUUAUGAAGAAUGCGGUACUGCCUGCCCCAUCACCUGUAAGAAUUACAAAAAUCCCCCUGAAGCGUGCGUCCUGAUGUGCGUCUCUGGCUGCGUCUGCGAUGAAGGACACGUCAAGACCGAAGAUGGCAAAUGCGUGGAACCAGAACAAUGCCCUGUUGAAGAGAAGAACUGCGUUGAUAAACCUGAUAAAGGCGUAUGUCGAGGCUACUUCUUCAUGUGGUACUUCGAUGAAGAUGCAAAAACCUGCAAGCAAUUCGUGUAUGGUGGUUGCCAAGGAAACGGAAACAGAUACGUCACGAAAUUGGCGUGCAUGAGGAAAUGUGCCGAUAAACGUAUCUGGAAAAUUCCUUCUCCAUCUGAUUCUGACAGGUGCUCCCAGCCAGCCGAAACCGGUUUGUGCAGAGGCUUCUUCCCCAGGUACUACUUCGACAAGGAAACUGGCCAGUGCAAGAAGUUCGUCUACGGGGGCUGCGGUGGCAACGAAAACAACUUCAAGACUGAAGAGGAAUGCGAAAACGCAUGCGGAAACCGAGCCGCUCAAGUGUGUGGUGAGAAUGAACGUUACAAUACAUGCGGGACUGACUGCCCCUUGACUUGCGAGAACUAUGACGACCGUCCCCUAGUGUGCAACUUCAUGUGCAGGAUCGGAUGCGAAUGCGAGAAGGGUUUGGUCAGAGAUGCCGAUGGAAAAUGCAUCAGGCCUGAGCAAUGCCCAAACAGGCAAGCCUAAAGCUUCAUGAAAGUAGUGAUUCAACUAACAUCAUUUUCCAUUUGAUGGAGACUAUCUUUUGUUCUUGAAUUUUUUUUUAAUAAAAGACUUUUCUUGGCAA
Argiope bruennichi is the source of this 938-nucleotide messenger RNA. Its product is annotated as carboxypeptidase inhibitor SmCI-like. The coding region runs from base 35 to 838 and encodes 267 amino acids. Gene Ontology annotation, molecular function: serine-type endopeptidase inhibitor activity. Lineage: Eukaryota; Metazoa; Arthropoda; Arachnida; Araneae; Araneidae. The transcript has 6 exons. The record is from RefSeq and is a predicted model, not a curated record.